Messenger RNA from Microstroma glucosiphilum, 2216 nucleotides. RefSeq names its product fumarate hydratase. Gene Ontology annotation, biological process: tricarboxylic acid cycle; fumarate metabolic process; malate metabolic process. Lineage: Eukaryota; Fungi; Basidiomycota; Exobasidiomycetes; Microstromatales; Microstromataceae. The record is from RefSeq and is a predicted model, not a curated record. The transcript is spliced from 2 exons. Gene Ontology annotation, cellular component: mitochondrion; tricarboxylic acid cycle heteromeric enzyme complex. The coding region runs from base 406 to 1812 and encodes 468 amino acids. Gene Ontology annotation, molecular function: fumarate hydratase activity.
ACAGUAUACCAUCACCUCCAUAGCAACAUGGCAGCUCGACUCGCCCUAUCUCGUUCCGCAGCAGUAGCUGGACCCUCUAGAGUGAGUAGCUCAGCUUGAUGUUCCGUUUCACGGACGCAGUGCAACGUCGAGUGCAUUUCAAGGCAAGCGACAGAGUCGAUCUCGGAAAGCGCCAGGCUGGGUGAUGUGGGAAACACAUCAUCGGAGCAACAGGCCAAGCCGUCUUACCCGCGAUUCCCAUCCUACCACCAUUCCUUCUUCUCACACCUCCAUCAUCACCUUCUUGCCUCCUCCUUCAACCCCCUUCCAUACAAGCAGAUUGCAUCAGCCUCACUGCGAGCCGCGACUCCUCUCAGACUGUCCUCCGUUGCUGCAUCUAGGACCUUCGCUACCUCGCUUAGAGCCAUGUCCGAGUACCGUGAAGAAGCCGACACCUUCGGCCCCCUCAAGGUCCCCGCGGACCGAUACUGGGGAGCCCAGACGCAGCGAUCUCUUCAGAACUUCGACAUCGGAGGUCCCGCUGAGCGCAUGCCUCUGCCUCUGAUCCAGGCCUUCGGUGUGCUGAAGAAGGCCGCUGCCCACGUCAACCAGACCUACGGUCUCGACCCCAAGGUGGCCAAGGCCAUCUCGGAAGCUGCCGAUGAAGUCAUCUCUGGCAAGCUCGAGUCUCACUUCCCCCUCGUUGUCUUCCAGACUGGGUCCGGUACCCAGUCCAACAUGAAUGUCAACGAGGUCAUCUCCAACCGAGCUAUCGAGAUGCUUGGAGGCGAGCUAGGAAGCAAGAAGCCCGUCCACCCUAAUGACCACGUCAACAUGAGCCAGAGCAGCAACGACACCUUCCCCACUGCCAUGCACGUCUCUGCCGUGCUGCAGAUCACCAAGCUUCUGAUCCCAGCCAUGGAGGAGCUCCAUGCCGCUCUGGACAAGAAGCGCGCCGAAUUCGACGACAUCAUCAAGAUUGGACGAACCCAUUUGCAGGAUGCUACACCGCUCACUCUCGGACAGGAGUUCAGCGGCUACGUCAAGCAGGUGGAGAAUGGCAUUGACCGAGUCAAGGGAGUCUUGCCUCGCUUGAGCCUCCUGGCUCAGGGUGGUACCGCCGUGGGUACUGGACUGAACACCUACAAGGGCUUCGACACCAAGGUCGCCGCCGAGAUCUCCAAGAUCACUGGUGUUGAGUUCAAGACUGCUCCCAACAAGUUCGAGGCCCUAGCUGCCCACGAUGCAAUUGUGGAGGCUUCUGGUGCUCUGAAUGUGGUAGCUGUGAGCUUCAUGAAGAUCGCUAAUGACAUCCGAUACCUCGGCUCGGGUCCUCGUUGCGGUCUGGGCGAGCUGAGCCUGCCAGAGAACGAGCCUGGCAGCUCGAUUAUGCCUGGUAAGGUCAACCCUACGCAGUGCGAGGCUCUGACCAUGGUGGCUGCACAGGUCAUGGGCAACAACACGACCAUCUCCGUUGCUGGCUCCUACGGUCAAUUUGAGCUGAAUGUCUUCAAGCCAGUCCUGAUCAAGAACCUGCUGCAGUCCAUCCGCCUGCUGGCCGAUGGAGCCAGGUCUUUCACCAAGAACUGCGUUGUGGGCAUCGAGGCGAACCGUGACACCAUCCACAAGAUCCUCAACGAGUCAUUGAUGCUGGCCACUAUCCUCAACUCGCACCUGGGCUACGACACGGUGGCCAAGUGUGCCAAGAAGGCACACAAGGAGGGCAAGACGCUCAAGGAGGCGACUGUGGAGCUGGGUGCGCUGACACCGGAGAAGUUCGAUGAGCUGGUGAGGCCCGAGCUGAUGCUGUACCCCGAUGACCCUCCCAAGUAGAGGCGGGCGUGGGGCGUUCCUCUGUUUUGUAGAUGGCGGAGAAUAGACGGCGAUGCAUUCCCUCUACUGUAGCCGUCCUGCUCCUGAGGGUGGGUAGCGCAGAUGCGGCCCAUAUACACAAUCAUUACCAAAUUGCCUGCCGACGAAAGUGCCCAGUCAAGGGGAAAGUGGUCCACUAACUGUGCAGAUUAGCUAGCUACCUUUGUAUACACCACGGCGAAUUCUUGUCCAUUUCCCUCGCCCUCGCUCUCGCCUUCACCCCACUGAUCUGGCUGUAAAGGCUCGGCAAUCGGCAAUGAGUCGGCGGAAGGACGACGCAAGGGCUUGUCCUCAGGCGCGGGGCGGGUGCUGGUGUGCAUGUCCCAGGCCCCGGGCCCGCGCCCGCGCCCCGCCCAAAUGGAAUG